Messenger RNA from Mollisia scopiformis, 783 nucleotides. RefSeq lists its product as uncharacterized. The transcript has 2 exons. Lineage: Eukaryota; Fungi; Ascomycota; Leotiomycetes; Helotiales; Mollisiaceae. The record is from RefSeq and is a predicted model, not a curated record. Bases 94 to 378 code for a protein of 94 amino acids.
CUGUGAAGCGAUUUCCUUUGCGACGAAACAAUAGCUAUUCAUUCUUCCUUUACAACAACCUUCCGGACAGAUCCAAUUCUCUAUAGACACACCAUGUCUUCAGCACCAAAGCGCCCCUUAGUGAAAGGCCCACUUCAACCACCGCAAUCCCAGUCCAAGAGCACAUCUUAUGCACAAAGGCCAACUUCAAAGAACGAAGUAUUCAUCACAUCAGGGAAAGAACAGCCUACUCCUGUAAUAGAAUUCAACUCUCAAGCAACCCCUCAACCAUUCCUAGACCUCACCAUAAUCCCGAAACGCAUCCAAGCCGAAAAGCAACAUCGCGCCGAACAAGACAAGAAGACCCAAGCCUCGGCAAGCUCUCAAAGCCGGCACUGAAAAGCUGGACAAGGAUCAAAGGAACACUCAUCACGUGAAAUGACCUAGAUGGCUUGCCACGUGCCUUGAUCUACAAAAACGCUUUCUUCUCACGAUACUCGGUUUGACGAUCCUUUCGGAGAAAUAUUACCUCGAUGAUAUCGUGGCGUCUGCAGCUUUACAUCUUCUGCACAUCAUGUGAGGGAGAUACCUGUCGAUCAUGGGUUUGGAUGCGCUGUACCCCGCCUUUUGAUGGGUAUUCAUCCGGUCCAACGAUGCGACGAUAAUCGUGAAGAUGGGCUCUUAUGACCUUCGAGAUCUUACGGGUCCUUGCGGGUUAAGUUGAGGGCAUUUUCUUUUGAAGGGUAUGAGAAAAGUCGAGAUGAGGGUGGAGAGGGAUGAGGGUAUUGAAGAUGUUUUGAUCCA